AUAAAUAUGGGUAGUGUAAGAUAUAAACACCUUAAUAACAUCACACGCCAGAUUUGGGAAUGGUGUGAGAAUAGACAUAUUUUUAUAGUAGCUUCAUGUAUAAAUACAAGAGAUAAUUUAUCUAGACUAUGAGUUAUCGGGUUUGGCUUUUCGAGAAAUCUGUUCCAGUUCGGAAAACGGACUGUGGAUUUAUUCGCGACAUAG
Molecule: messenger RNA, 204 nt
Organism: Acanthoscelides obtectus
Lineage: Eukaryota; Metazoa; Arthropoda; Insecta; Coleoptera; Chrysomelidae
Source: the annotation of a GenBank genome assembly